Molecule: messenger RNA, 2921 nt
Organism: Tupaia belangeri chinensis (Chinese tree shrew)
Lineage: Eukaryota; Metazoa; Chordata; Mammalia; Scandentia; Tupaiidae
Gene: BCAS3
Product: BCAS3 microtubule associated cell migration factor
Exons: 25
Coding region: 300-2777 (825 amino acids)
Biological process (GO): autophagy; response to starvation
Cellular component (GO): cytoplasm
Molecular function (GO): protein binding
Source: RefSeq, a predicted model, not a curated record
AGAAUUCGAUGUAAACAGACCAGGUUCCUUAUCCUCUGCUUCCUUGCCUGAGACGCUCGGAUGAGCUCCAGCGGAUUGGAUCAAUUCAGGAGGCGGGUCCGCCUCUUUUCUAAUUGCUGGUUGGCGAAGCGGACCUCUAAGGGCGGUGCCCGGUCAGAGCCCGUUUCCUUCGGGGAUUGGCUGGACGGGUGGUUCCGCUGAGGCGUGGUAGGAAGUGGUAGACGUCAAUCACGAGGGGAGACUCCAAACAGUGAGCCUUGAGCUGGAGAACAGCGUUUACCGGCGGAGCGGCCGGUUUUAUGAAUGAAGCAAUGGCUACUGAUUCCCCCAGAAGACCCAGUCGUUGUACUGGUGGAGCUGUGGUUCGCCCUCAGGCUGUCACAGAGCAGUCCUACAUGGAAAGUGUUGUGACUUUUCUUCAAGAUGUUGUGCCACAGGCAUACAGUGGAACACCUCUCACAGAAGAAAAAGAGAAAAUAGUCUGGGUCAGAUUUGAAAAUGCAGACUUAAAUGAUACAUCAAGAAAUCUUGAAUUUCAUGAAAUACAUAGCACUGGGAAUGAACCACCUUUAUUGAUUAUGAUUGGCUACAGUGAUGGAAUGCAGGUCUGGAGCAUCCCUAUCAGUGGGGAAGCACAGGAGCUCUUUUCUGUUCGACAUGGCCCAAUUCGAGCGGCUAGGAUCUUGCCUGCUCCACAGUUUGGUGCUCAGAAGUGUGAUAACUUUGCUGAAAAAAGACCCCUGCUUGGUGUUUGUAAGAGCAUUGGAUCUUCUGGCACAAGUCCACCUUACUGCUGUGUGGAUCUAUAUUCACUUCGUACUGGGGAGAUGGUGAAGUCCAUUCAGUUUAAGACACCUAUUUAUGAUCUCCACUGCAACAAGCGGAUCCUUGUCGUAGUCUUGCAAGAGAAAAUUGCUGCAUUUGACAGCUGUACUUUCACAAAAAAAUUCUUUGUCACAAGCUGCUAUCCUUGUCCUGGGCCAAACAUGAAUCCUAUUGCUCUUGGGAGUCGCUGGCUUGCUUAUGCAGAAAACAAGUUGAUUCGAUGUCAUCAGUCCCGUGGUGGAGCUUGUGGAGACAACAUUCAGUCUUACACUGCCACAGUCAUUAGUGCUGCUAAAACAUUGAAAAGUGGUCUGACAAUGGUUGGGAAAGUGGUAACUCAGCUGACAGGCACGCUGCCCUCAGGUGUGACAGAAGAUGACAUUGCGAUUCAUAGUAAUUCACGACGAAGUCCUUUGGUCCCAGGCAUCAUCACAGUUAUCGACACCGAAACAGUUGGAGAGGGCCAGGUGCUUGUGAGUGAGGAUUCUGACAGUGAUGGUAUUGUGGCCCACUUCCCUGCCCAUGAGAAACCAGUGUGCUGCAUGGCAUUUAAUACAAGUGGAAUGCUUCUUGUCACAACAGACACCCUUGGUCAUGACUUUCAUGUCUUCCAAAUUCUGACUCAUCCUUGGUCUUCAUCACAAAGUGCUGUCCACCAUCUAUACACUCUUCACAGGGGAGAAACCGAAGCCAAAGUACAAGACAUCUGCUUCAGCCAUGACUGUCGCUGGGUUGUGGUUAGUACCCUCCGGGGGACUUCCCACGUUUUCCCCAUCAACCCGUAUGGUGGCCAGCCUUGCGUUCGUACACAUAUGUCACCACGAGUAGUGAAUCGCAUGAGCCGUUUCCAGAAAAGUGCCGGACUGGAAGAGAUUGAACAAGAACUGACAUCUAAGCAAGGAGGUCGCUGUAGCCCUGUUCCAGGUCUAUCAAGCAGCCCUUCUGGCUCUCCCCUACAUGGGAAACUGAACAGCCAAGACUCCUACAACAAUUUUACCAACAACAACCCUGGCAACCCUCGGCUUUCUCCUCUCCCCAGCUUGAUGGUAGUAAUGCCUCUUGCCCAAAUCAAGCAGCCAAUGACGUUGGGGACCAUCACUAAGCGAACAGGGCCUUAUCUCUUUGGAGCGGGAUGUUUUUCCAUAAAAGCUCCAUGCAAAGUUAAACCACCUCCUCAAAUUUCACCCAGCAAAUCGAUGGGCGGAGAAUUUUGUGUGGCUGCAAUCUUUGGGACAUCCAGGUCAUGGUUUCCAAAUAAUGCAGGUCUGAAAAGAGAAAAAGAUCAGUCCAAGCAGGUGGUAGUUGAAUCUCUCUACAUUAUCAGUUGCUAUGGGACCUUAGUGGAGCACACGAUGGAGCCACGACCUCUCAGUACUUCCCCUAAAAUUAGUGAUGACACGCCACUGGAAAUGGUGACAUCACCGCGAGCCAGCUGGACUCUAGUUAGAACCCCUCAAUGGAAUGAAUUGCAACCACCAUUUAAUGCAAACCACCCCUUACUCCUUGCUGCAGAUGCAGUGCAGUAUUAUCAGUUCCUGCUUGCUGGCUUGGUUCCCCCUGGAAGUCCUGGGCCCAUUACUCGGCAUGGGUCCUAUGAUAGUUUAGCGUCUGACCAUAGCGGACAGGAAGAUGAAGAAUGGCUAUCUCAGGUGGAAAUUGUAACACACACUGGACCCCACAGACGUCUGUGGAUGGGUCCACAGUUCCAGUUCAAAACCAUCCAUCCCUCAGGUCAAACCACAGUCAUAUCUUCCAGUUCAUCUGUCUUGCAGUCUCAUGGUCCGAGUGAUACUCCACAGCCCCUUUUGGAUUUUGAUACAGAUGAUCUUGAUCUCAACAGUCUCAGGAUCCAGCCAGUCCGCUCUGACCCAGUCAGCAUGCCAGGGUCAUCCCGUCCAGUCUCUGAUCGAAGGGGAGUUUCCACAGUGAUUGACGCUGCCUCAGGAUGGUAGAAGAUCAAAGACAAGUUAACAAUGAGGAAAAUUUAGCUCAGCACAAUUAAGGAAAAAAAAUGAUUGUCUCAUUUGAAGAUGAAGAAAUGGUAAACAAGUAGAAGAAAUAUUGGGGACAGUUUUUUCUGAUGACACAUUGCUUCU